AUGGAAAGAAAGAAUAAUCUAGGAUCUGGGCUGCCUGCCAAGUCCGAGCCGACAGAGCGGAUCUUUUGGAGCACUGCCGAUCGACUUCACCUGUUGGCGUACCUCGAUUGGUGCGUGCAACGCUGCGGGAAUUUCGAAAUCACGGCUCCAGGUUACCUCGAAAAUGCGACAGGAAAACUUUUCUCGAAAGAGCGCAUCCGGCGAAAGCUGUACCAGGAAUGGAGAUCCUACGGAAUAUGCAAAAAUUUCAAUGAUAUUUUUGAGCUAGGUACGACUGGUCUCACGCCUCUGGUAGACGAGGAGCAGGAGAUGUUUCAUCAAAUUAUCAACAGCAUAAUCCCUGGCCAAGAAGCGAGUCACAUCGGAAGCCGAUCUUUGCAUCCUGAUGCGCGGUCGAGUACUCUCUCAGCACCUCGUUCAAUCUUUUCAACGAGCCGCUCUAGAGACUCCACGAAAGUGUCUACUCCACAGCCUGGUAGCUCAAGCGUGAUCCCAGAGCAUCCGAGACAACAGACCAAGGUAAAGCAUUCUUUGUGGCCAACAGGGCUGGGCCUGAACGAUGGUCUUAGUGAGCAUGAACUUGCAGGUGAUGAUGACAUAGAGAGUGUUCAAAGCGAUAGCAGAUCCAUACUAAGCAUUAUUGAAUCGCCGGAACGCUCAGAUAUAGAACCGAGGCUCGCCCCAACUAUGCCCACCCCUCAGAAGAAUACUGUGGUCGAAUGGGAAACACGAACAAUGGAAGCGGAAUGUAUCAUACGAAAUAAAACUCGAGUUUGUAAGGAAGCAUUCCAAAGAUGCUUCCAAAUCCAGGAUCUAGCAGAGGACGACUGGUUAGAGCAGAAGAGUGCCGAGUUUAACUGGUGGAUAUCCGGUCUUAAUGCGGACAAGAUUGGUCCAGGUUCCCUUGACUCUCGUCUAAUGCUUCGUCCAGAUGUGAGAGACGUUGUAGUGGAUCUGCUUCAAAGCAUGAUAAUUGCUCUUUCCGAAUGCGAAGACAUAGCGAAGAAGGAGGACAUAGCAGAAGACGAAUCUCUAGAAGAGUCCUCUUCUGAUAGCCAAGAUCUCACAACAGCCGAACUGAGACGAACACCAUCUCCUUGGUCUGAUAUGAGCGAUAGUAGCGGAAGCGACGCGAAAUCGUCUGAAAACGGAAAGGCAGUUGGCGAUUUGUAUCAGGAGCAGAAAUUUUACAUUGAGACCAACAUCGAAAUCAUGAUUCGAAUCUAUACUGCUAUCAAAAAGUCUGGCCUCAAGUUCAGGAACCAACGAGCCGAUGACGACUUGGCGAGGGCUGAAGAAAGAUAUCAACAUGAGAGGUCACGCUUGGGCGAACACAACGCGCUGUAUGGAAGCGAUCCGUCGAUCGGCGAGCAUGAGAGAUUCAGGCGGUUUUUAACUAGACUUGUCCUGCAAAAUGGAUACAAGGAGGGACUACUUCGCAUUAUUGAAAGCAGCAUUCAGCGGCUCAUCAUUAAGCACGGGCCCGAGGCCAAUGGUCAUCCCGAUCUCAAUCGCCAAAAAACUCUUCUUGUGGUCUUGAGAGCUUAUCUGUACGACACCUCUAGACUGACUCCAAUUCAACGUCGUCUAAUCAACGCGAACGUCGUAAGGAGAAAUAGACUCAUCCAUGCUGGGAACGCUGAAAAGGCUCAGCCCCGAACUAAACAGGAUGAGCCUCAACCCCUUCAGAAACUCCCCAUUGCGAAUGAAGUAACACAGCAAUCACAGGUAGAAGAGCGAAAGCUAGAUCAACACGGCAAAAUACCAGCGGCGACACUGUCACACACCCCGCCCGUCCCCGGACCCAUAAGUAGGAAGAGUUUCGUCAGUCAAGCGGCGACUGGAUUAGCUUCGAACUUCAGCAUCACCACUGCUUUGGUGCCUAUGAAAAAGACAAGAUCAGCUGUUACCAAGAUGUCAGAUAGGGUCGCAACUAUCGACUAUCCAAAAUGCCCCGCUACUAAAGGACCGUUUCCAUGUCCGUACUGCCCCUCAAUUCUGUCGCAUGCGUACACAGAAAGAAAUAAAUGGCGGGCACAUGUAGCACAAGAUCUUUGCGCAUACGUCUGCAUUUUUGAACCUUGCGAGUCUCCUGAUGACAUGUAUACAUCGACGUACGAAUGGAUGUCGCACAUGGCUAGACACCACUCUGCCAUGGAAUGGGUGUGUACAGAAUGCUCUAAACACGGCGCAUCGAUUGCUGAAAACGCCUCAAUCCAUUCUUUCGAAGACUCCUUCGACCUAAGAGCACACAUUCUCUCUAUACAUCCCGAGAUGGAUGAAUCCGAAGUACAACUCAUGGUCAAUGCUGGGAAUAGACCUGUUGGUAUCCAAAAAGUCGCAUGUCCUCUUUGCCGACCAGGGCUAGUAUCAAAUCGCUCGGGCGAGGAAGAUGAAACCGUGGUUCACCCUGGAAGCUGCGCCGAAGAGACUGCAUUGGUACAUCUAGAAGAGGAUGACCAUAUUGCAACUCACAUCCAUGAGUUUUCCCUUCAGGCCUUUCCAUGGCCUAACGAAACAAAGAGCCAAGACAAGUCGGAAAUGUCUUUUUCGAACUCCACGGCCAGCACCCGACAGAAAGUGACCAUCCCGGCCUCAGGCAACCCGGAUCCAAUAUUUGAGAUCAAGAACUAUUUAUACAACCAGUUAGAGAUCCCCCACAAUGUCCAGGAUGCAAGAAAAGACCCUUUAUUACCUCGUAAUGUUCCUAGAGAGACCCAGCGCUCCACCGAUAUUAGACGAGAAUACAUAGAAAGAGUCUUGGAGAUGAACCUUGGGUACCGCUACCCAAAACGCCUCCUCAUUGCGAUCGACUUUGGUACUACCUAUUCAGCAGUUUCCUACGUCGACAUGGCCGAAGGAUGUGCAGACAAUUUUGUCGACCCGAGAUCUAUUCGCUCGAUCGGAAACUACCCCGAUACUUGGCACUAUCACAAUGAUCCAAUGGGUAUGGAGGUUCCUACUCAAGUGAUGUAUCCCCUAGAUCGCCAUUUUCGCCACCGUUUUAAUAUCGAUGAUCCCGAAGGACAUUUAAAAAGCGGCGAUAGCGUUGGGGCGCCAGUCACUGAUGAAGACGGCGACAUCCUCAUGCUCUCGGACGUUUCAGGGGAGUUUCGAUGGGGUUACCAAGUACACGAAGUCUGGAAUCGUCCAUCUACACACUCCAACCCUAACAACCAACCUUUAUCUCGAUUUAAACUCUUACUUGAUGACAAUGUGCUGAGUGAGUCAGUGCGGCGAGAUAUAAGCCAGACUAUCAAUACACUCAGAGGAAAGGAAAUAAUUCAAGAGCCCCUUCAAGUCAUCUCUGAUUUUCUGACCUACCUCUUGGGACAUACUAGGUCCCAGUUGCGUCGUCAGGGAUUCGAUGAAAGUUACGAAACAGAAAUGAUACUUUGUGUUCCUGCUAGCUGGACGCAGGAAGCAUGUCGAGACAUGCUGGCAUGCCUAGAAUUGGCUAUGAAACGAGCUGACUUCCCGAGAGGUGACUUGAAGAACAAGUGCAUUGACAACCUCUUCAUCGUGUCGGAGUCGGAGGCAGCAGCUACAUAUAUGCUUUCCACUUCGAUUGAGAUAAAGGCUGAAGAGUGCUUUAUUUUACUAGAUUCAGGUGGCGGAAUUGUCGAUGCGAGUACCUAUCAAGUCAGCAUGCAGGAGCCGUUGAGGCUUGAGACCGAGAUAGUGGCUCCUGAAGGUUGUCUGCAUGGAUCUAGCUAUCUGAAUGAAGAUUUCCGGGCCUAUCUUGAAGGCAUCCUUUCAGAGGAAACGUACCUCAAUGACGGCGUUGAGACCAUCCAUGGAAUUGCUGAGAGAAUAACAUUUGCAGAAUUUGAAAAGAGGAUCAAGCGGGGCUUUGACUAUAAUCUGACAACGUCGAGAAAGGAGAUAUAUAUAAGAGGCCUUCGUGAUAAUCCUGCCAAGGGUUUCAGAAAUGAAUGCCUUUACAUUCCGAAACAGAAGAUUCAAGAGAUCUUUUUCAGACAUCUUGAUGCUAUAGUUGAGAUUGUGAAGAGCCAGCUCGAAGAAGCGAGGGAAAAAGGAUACACCGUUUGGAAAGUUGUUCUCACGGGAGGAUUUGGAAACUCAAUCUCACUUUUCCAAAGACUCCAAGAAUUUCUGGAGGGGUACGGUCGGGAACAUAAUUGUCGCAUGGUAUUGAUCGCACCUGGGGAAGGGACUUCCAUCAUCAAUGCAGUAGCCUCAGGAGCUAUCCUCAGAGCUUUGGACAAGGGGAAUGGACCGGCCAGAAUAGCUCGUUCAAGCUAUGGCAUAUUGAGGACUGAGGCUUUUGGGCAGUACCCUGAGCAUGCAGGUCAAAUGCCGUCCUAUGACCGUCAUGACGGGAUGCCCUACAUGGAACAGACGAUCGAUUGGGUUUUGAAGCUCGGACAAUUAGUCCCAUCGGUAUGGGAGUGUGAGCCCUUUACUUGUAGUCAUACAUUCGACGUGUGGCCUGUCCGUCCCCUUAUCUGCAAGGAGAUGCUCUACGUGUCAGACCGUGCGACAAGAUCGCAUUUUAGGAUAACUCAUCCCAACAACCAAGGUGCCAAGUAUGUUGGAGAAAUCGAGAUCGACUUCUCUUAUCUUCGAGAUCAGUUAGUCCCAGUCGAGCCGGCUCUUAGGAGUGAUGAAAAAAAGUUUGGGGAAAGACACUAUUGGAUCAGCUUUACCUUGGUCAUUAAGCUAGUAGGUUGCAACUUGGAAUGUAAGUUCUGGCAUAAGAGCCUGAUUCCUAGAGUGUCGUUUUUAGCUGACAUACUGGAGGUUUUGCUAUCCAUGGCCGGGAUGUGGUCAAGAAAUGUCGCAUAA
This is a messenger RNA of Fusarium mangiferae, 4809 nucleotides long. RefSeq lists its product as uncharacterized. The coding region runs from base 1 to 4809 and encodes 1602 amino acids. The transcript is spliced from 12 exons. The record is from RefSeq and is a predicted model, not a curated record. Lineage: Eukaryota; Fungi; Ascomycota; Sordariomycetes; Hypocreales; Nectriaceae.